Thermothielavioides terrestris NRRL 8126 is the source of this 936-nucleotide messenger RNA. RefSeq lists its product as uncharacterized. Gene Ontology annotation, molecular function: methyltransferase activity. The record is from RefSeq and is a predicted model, not a curated record. The transcript is spliced from 10 exons. Lineage: Eukaryota; Fungi; Ascomycota; Sordariomycetes; Sordariales; Chaetomiaceae. The coding region runs from base 1 to 936 and encodes 311 amino acids.
AUGGAUUCGUCGUCGCGGUCUCACACGGCCGGGGACCUCACGUCGCUGCCGACGAGCGUGCUGGACUACGAGCGCGAAAAUGGCCGCACAUACCAUGCGCUGAGUGCCGGGAAGUACUUCAUGCCCAGCGACAAGAGCGAGAUCGAGAGACUCGACUUGCAGCACUACCUCAUCAAGAUGACGCUGGGCGGCAAGGCCUGCCUUUGUCCAAAGAACGAGGGCGCCAAGCGGGUGCUGGAUCUCGGCGCGGGAUCCGGCAUAUGGUGCAUCGAGUACGGUGAGAUAUGCCCCGUCCGCCUUGUCAUUGGAGUCGAUCUGAGUCCCGUACAGCCCACUCUCGUACCGCCAAACUGCUCCUUUGAGAUCGACGAUCUCGAGCAGGACUGGACCUGGUCCCAGCCGUUCGACUUCAUCCUCAGUCGCAUGAUGACGGGCAGCUAUACCGACGGCGCAGCAAUCGUCAAGAAAGCAUUCGACGCGCUCGAGCCCGGCGGGUACUUCGAGGCGCAGGACCUGGCGCCGCUGGGCUGCGACGACGGCACGCUCCCUGCCGACUCGGCGCUGCAGGUGUGGAUGCGCACGGUGGCGCGGGCGAUGGAGGCGGCGGGGCGGCCGCUGACGCUCGCGCGGCGGUGGAAGGCCCUGCUGGAGGAGGCCGGCUUCGAGGACGUCGUCGAGACGGUCGACAAGUGGCCGACCAACGGCUGGGCGCGCGACCCGCGCUACAAGCUGCUCGGCCAGUGGAACCGCGCCAACAUGGACCUCGUGCUCGUGCCGGCCCUCGUGGCGCCCGCCACGCGCGCGCUCGGCUGGGCCCCCGAGGAGGCCGUGCUGCUGGCCUCGCGCGCGCGCGAGGAUCUGAAGAACCCGGCUAUCCACGCCUACUGGCCCAUCUACAUUGUCUACGGCCGGAAGCCGCUGGACGCACGGAAGUGA